AUGCCGAAGGGCAAGGGAACUGGCGAGGGCGGAGUUUUGUUUAAAGUAGAUCCGAGAGAACUACAUGUAACAGUAUGGGAUAGAUUAACGAUAUUUAUGGCUGUGCACUGGCGCGGAUUGCUUGCCGUUGUAAUUCCAUUAUCGUGUAUAAGCAUCAUUACCUCACCUAUCCCGCCUGCGAAACACCAAUGGGUGGGCUACACGUUAGUCGUAAUGGCUCUAUAUUGGAUGACGGAAUGUAUCCCACUACCUGUGACCUCCUUAUUGCCCCUUUUCAUCUUUCCGGCCACUGGGGUUAUGUCCACUUUGAAUACUAUCCAGUGUUACGUUAAUGACACUAUUUUCCUAUUCAUAGGAAGCUUAUUUCUUGCAUCUGCUAUAGAACAAUCAGGUUUGCAUAAACGAUUUGCUCUCUGCUUUAUCAGAACUAUUGGAUACUCUCAUUAUAAAAUACUUUUUGCAAUGUGUUUCGUAACGAUGUUCGUGUCAAUGUGGAUAACCAAUACUGCUGCUACAACUAUGAUGGUGCCCAUAAACUUUGCUAUUCUCCGAGUGUUUGAAGACCAAAAGUUAUUGAAAAUAUAUAACACGAACAUAGAAGGUGAACAAUAUGCAUCAUCUAUAACUGUUUGCUACUUUUGUGCAGCGAGUUUCUCGGCGACCAUAGGUAACAGAUACUUGAUAUGCCAAUAG
Molecule: messenger RNA, 693 nt
Organism: Hyposmocoma kahamanoa
Lineage: Eukaryota; Metazoa; Arthropoda; Insecta; Lepidoptera; Cosmopterigidae
Product: protein I'm not dead yet-like
Exons: 6
Coding region: 1-693 (230 amino acids)
Biological process (GO): monoatomic anion transmembrane transport; citrate transport
Cellular component (GO): membrane
Molecular function (GO): succinate transmembrane transporter activity; citrate transmembrane transporter activity
Source: RefSeq, a predicted model, not a curated record